This is a messenger RNA of Larimichthys crocea (large yellow croaker), 3452 nucleotides long. It is a transcript of the gene fbxw2, whose product is annotated as F-box and WD repeat domain containing 2. The transcript is spliced from 9 exons. The coding region runs from base 345 to 1751 and encodes 468 amino acids. The record is from RefSeq and is a predicted model, not a curated record. Gene Ontology annotation, molecular function: protein binding. NCBI's taxonomy places the organism in Eukaryota, Metazoa, Chordata, Actinopteri, Sciaenidae.
CCAUUGCCGGGUAGCUCCAUUAUCUGUGGCUGUUCGUGCUGUCACACUGACUCACACUGACAUCCUCUGUCCUGCCGCCUCACACUCUCUCACGGGGUGAACAGAAGCCUGCUGCAUUACAAACAUGACGUAUGAUUCAUAACGAACAGUGUCAGCCGCUCCUAACAUGGUGGUUAGCUAACGUUAGCUACGAGGCUAGGUUACUUGGACAAUCCCUUCAACUGACAGGUUAGCUUACGACAGCUAACUUCGCUAUGUGAACUCAGUGAGCCAGCAAAGAAACUCCUGCAACUCUCUGAAUUGAUUAAUCAAUCAACAGUGAAUGAUCAGUUACAGUUAGAUUAAUGUUGCUAUGUUCAGGUGUUGCAGGUCGCUCUCAUGUGCCCAUGGAGAAGGCGGCCUUUGAGGGGUGGCUGGAGUCAGUCUCCGCCAUUUUCCUUACUCUAAAUGACCAGCAGCGCAACCAGUCUCUGGACCACCUCAUAUCUUUAAGUGGGGCAGUCCAGCUCCGUCAUCUGUCCAAUGGACUGGAGACGCUGCUCAAGCGUGACUUCCUGCGCCUCCUUCCUCUGGAGCUGGCCUUCUACCUGCUGCGCUGGCUGGAUCCUCAGACCCUGCUCACCUGCUGCCUGGUCUGCAAACAGUGGAACAAGGUGAUAAGCUCGUGUACAGAGGUGUGGCAGGGUGUGUGUCGGGAGCUCGGCUGGAGGAUUGAUGAGUCCAUCCAGGACGCGCCACACUGGAAGGGGGUCUACCUGAAGGCUAAACUGCGUAUGAUGCAGUUGAAGGAUCAGGAGGCCUUUGAGACAUCAUCCCUCAUCGGCCACAGUGCUCGAGUGUACGCCCUGUACUAUAAGGACGGCCUGCUCUGCACAGGAUCUGAUGACCUGUCUGCCAAAUUAUGGGACGUGCGCACUGGCCAGUGUAUUUAUGGGAUUCAGACACACACCUGCGCAACAGUAAAGUUUGACGAACAGAAGCUGGUGACCGGGUCCUUUGACAACACUAUUGCAUGCUGGGAAUGGAGCACAGGAGCUAAAAUCCAGCAGUUCCGAGGCCACACGGGAGCAGUCUUCAGUGUGGACUACAAUGAUGAGCUGGACUUGCUGGUCAGCGGCUCUGCAGACUUCUCUGUAAAGGUCUGGGCUUUGUCUGCUGGGGCCUGUCUCAACACUCUGACCGGACACACCGAGUGGGUCACCAAGGUGAUACUACAGAAGAGUGAAGUAGAAUCUAUGGUGCACAGCCCAGGUGACCAUAUCCUCCUAAGUGCUGAUAAGUAUGAAAUUAAGGUCUGGCCCUUAGGGAGAGAAAUCAACUGUAAGUGUUUGAAGACUCUGUCAGUGUCCGAGGACCGCAGCAUCAGCCUUCAGCCUCGCCUGCAGUUUGACGGACGCUACAUCAUCUGCAGCUCCGACCUCGGAGUUUAUCAGUGGGACUUUGCCAGUUUUGAGAUUCUCAGGGUGAUAAAAACGCAGGACCCAGCUAACCUGUCCCUGCUCAGCUAUGGUGAGGUGUUUGCUCUCCUUUUCGACCACCACUUCCUGUACGUGAUGGACCUGAGGACAGAGGUGAUCUCGGGCCGCUGGCCUCUACCUGCUUACAGAAAGUCCAAACGAGGAUCCAGCUUCUUGGCCGGUGUGACCUCCUGGCUCAAUGGCCUGGACGGAGACAAUGACUCUGGACUGGUGUUUGCCACCAGCAUGCCCGAUCAUAGCAUUCACUUAGUACUGUGGAAAGAGAACGGAUAGAAGCAGAUGACGGCUUCCUGUUCCCAGACUUCUAGGAUAUGAGCCGCAGUCAUGUGUGCUCUGGAAUAUAUGAACUUUAACAGCCAAGACAGAUCGUGCAUGGACCAAAGCAUUUUGUUUUUAUCUGUUUCUUCCUCCGCAUACAGUCCUCUUCUAGACAGAAACAUUCACAGAUGGAAAUAGAAAAGAUGCAACAAUUACUGAUGUGCUGCAGUCGGUGCUAAAUGAGCACGUGAUCUGUGCAGAAACCUGUAAACCUCUUAUUGAUCUCGGACAAAGACAGACGGAAGACAGACUUCUUGAAGACGAGUCGGUGACAUCAAAGGUUCAAAUUGAACACAACCAGAGAAAUUGUGAUCGACUUGAACAAGGAUGUGUAAAUGUUUCAGUCAGAUCUGCUCUUUGAUCACUUUAGCAUCGUGCACUCAUAUUUGUAGCCAACCUUUAAUCCAUUGUUUGGGUGCCAACUUUGGGCAUUGACCUUGUCUCACCAGGAGAAGAUCAAACAUGCUGUAGCUCGAACACAUGCGAUACUGAGCUGGUCACUGAGCUGAUUUGCCGAAACUUUGAGUUCCUCGAAGAAAAGCAGGGUUGCCUUAAACCCGGCUGCUGUGAAUAACGAAGAACAUCCCCUCUGACAUCAGAUUGCGACAUCAACAGAGAUCUCCUUCGAGGUUUUUACAGACUGUCUCUGAAGCCGUGUGUUGGAAAGUACAAAGUUCGGUACAUUGUUGUGUACCACGUGGAACAUUGUGAGGUUUCAUGUAAUUCCCUGAAUAUGCGGGGUGACUGGUUUAAAUGUCAGCUUGAGAAAUGUGACGUGCCUUUUCAGUUCAAUUGAUGUUACAAAACUAGAAUUUCUUGAACUCCGGUGCAGUAAAGUGAUGGCUGCACUGUAAAUCUUAUUUUAUGUUGAAUUUUUCAUAUUUACUGUGCAACAGUCUAGAUGUCUGUAAUUUUAUAGUUACCUACCUGACAUGACUUGCUCAGUGAAUUGCUUUUAUGAAUCAUUGACUGUGUAAAACAUCAGGUUUAUUUUUCUAAAGGCCUCAAUGCAUCGCACAGCUGAGGAAGUGACUUGCGAGCAGCGUGUUCUGUGAGCAGUCAGAACAUUUGAAUGGAGAUGUGUUUUCCUGGUGUAACCAGAGAAAUGAUGCGAGCAACAUCACAUCUCCACUUGGUUUUCUACUUCAACAUUGAAACUUUAAUCAUGAAUGAGUGCUUUUCCCAGAAACUUCAUUGACGUCUUCCUUUGCAUUAGGCAGGCCUCAGAUCAGCGCAGAUUGAACGGUAUUCAUGUGCACCAAACUACAACUAUGACACAUCAGUUUUUUCCUUGCAUCUACAGACCGUAACCUGUUUCUCAGAUGUGCACAGCAGGUGUAGACUGUUCUUAGUUCAAACACCACCAGUAUACUGUGUUCUGUACUGUCGUCUGACCAUUGCAAGACAUUAUAUCCUCCCUAAUAUGAUUUGUAUAUAAAGUGAUACAUUGGAAUUGGCCAGCAGAAACGUGAACGGGGACAUGAAAAGUUUUUGUUGAUGUAUUUCUUCAGAGUUAAUUGCCACUGCAUUUAAGCUCUGAACAGUGUUAUUUCACAGAAUCGUCUACUGCACUGUCAUAGCUCUUUAGUCACCUGCAUCAAUCUACAAUCAGCUUCAAUAUUGCAGUCUUUCAAAUAAAUAAAAGUAGCAAAUGCA